CGUGGGCCCGCUCGAUUGUUGUUUACAACAGCGCGGUCGCGCCUUUACACUGUGUACCUGCGCACCGAAACCGAUCAGCCAAACGGCCGAUGUUAGAACGAAAACGCACCGUGCGCUCGAAACGACCAACACGGGAAAGGAACGCAGCAGGCGUUGUUUGACGAGUUGUUGCGACGCCCGAGAGACGAUCAUCCAUUACGACAACGCGCCCGAGAGCAGCUGCCGCGCACCACCACCGAGAGAGUAACGUUUAGCUAGACGGAAGAGCGUCCGCGAAUCCGGCCGGGGGUAUGGAGAACUAUCAGAAACUCGAAAAGAUUGGCGAGGGCACGUACGGGGUCGUUUACAAGGCGCGCAACAAGCUCACCGGCGAGCUGGUGGCGCUGAAGAAGAUUCGCCUCGAAACGGAAGACGAGGGCAUCCCGUCGACCGCGAUCCGAGAAAUCUCGCUGCUGAAGGAACUGUCCCACCCGAAUGUGGUGCAACUGCAGGAUGUGGUGAUGGAGGAGAGCAAACUGCACCUGGUGUUUGAGUUCCUGUCGAUGGACCUGAAGAAGUACAUGGACAGCAGGCCGGCGGAGAAGCUGCUGGAUCCGGAGCUGGUCAAGAGCUACAUGUACCAGAUCACGGCGGCGAUGCUGUUCUGCCACAAGCGGCGCGUCCUGCACCGUGACCUGAAGCCGCAGAAUCUGCUCAUCAACCAGGACGGCGUCAUCAAGGUGGCCGAUUUCGGGCUGGGCCGCUCGUACGGCAUCCCGGUGCGCCACUACACGCACGAGAUCGUGACGCUGUGGUACCGGGCGCCGGAGGUGCUGCUCGGGUCGCACCGCUACUCGUGCCCGGUCGACAUAUGGUCGAUUGGGUGCAUCUUCGCCGAGAUGGCCACCCGGAAGCCGCUGUUCCAGGGCGACUCGGAGAUCGAUCAGCUGUUCCGCAUGUUCCGCAUUCUGCGCACGCCGACGGAGGACAUCUGGCCGGGGGUGACCUCGCUGCCGGACUACAAGCCGACGUUCCCGUGCUGGACGCAGAACAACCUGGCCAACCAGGUGUCCAACCUCGACUCGGCCGGCAUCGAUCUGCUCCAGAAGUGCCUCGUGUACGAUCCGAUGCUGCGCAUCUCGGCGAAGAAGAUCCUCGAGCACAAGUACUUCGAUGGGUUCGAGCGUUCGAUCAUUCCGACUGAAUAGUGGCCACCGUGCGCCGCCCUCUCUACCUCUAGCAUAUUUAUGUAAUUUCUCUCUAUAUAAUCUCCCCCCGAAGCAAGGGGCCAUCAAAGGUCCCAAUAUCUCAAUAUCGUUGUAAAAAUUUGCCCAAAAAAACGGUUUCGUUGUAAGGCCGAUUCUUGUCUCUCGUUUGGCGUGCACCUUCCUACCUUUCCGCCGUUUGCUCCGUCUGCCGGCCGUGUUCGUCGCGGGUGUUUGGGUCGGGAACUCGCUUCUUCCUGUUGCUUGAGUGUGUAAAUAUUCGUUCCGGCAAAGAGCAGAGAAUCUCUACUCGGGACGGGCGCGGCCCAAUUUCGGCUCGGCAUCCAGCACCUCACUCGAUCACUCGAUGGCUCCGUUCGGCCAGGAUGUAUCAAUGUAAGGAUGUAGCUAAGUUCUAAACGGAAAAGAAAACACGAAAUAGCAGCGGACACCAGCUUCGACUGUAGAAUGUUUUUUUUUUAAUAA
Anopheles bellator is the source of this 1670-nucleotide messenger RNA. RefSeq names its product cyclin-dependent kinase 1 (gene Cdk1). Gene Ontology annotation, cellular component: nucleus. Gene Ontology annotation, molecular function: ATP binding; RNA polymerase II CTD heptapeptide repeat kinase activity; cyclin-dependent protein serine/threonine kinase activity. The record is from RefSeq and is a predicted model, not a curated record. The transcript has 2 exons. Gene Ontology annotation, biological process: G2/M transition of mitotic cell cycle; protein phosphorylation; mitotic G2 DNA damage checkpoint signaling. The coding region runs from base 291 to 1187 and encodes 298 amino acids. Lineage: Eukaryota; Metazoa; Arthropoda; Insecta; Diptera; Culicidae.